UCCGACUGCCAAUCAGAAAUCUGUAGAUUACGGCCAUCUGACAGCGGUACUGCAGGGAAGCUGACAGGAGCCUCUCCCGCUCAACAAAUAUUCACCUAAAAAUCUUCAUCAUGGAACUUUCUUUCUGUUAUUUGUUUUAUUCAACACGUUUAUGACGGCGGGAUUGAAUGCAGAUGACUGACCGAUGAGAUUAUCUCUUAUAAGAUCUCACAAAAGACUGCAGCUUAAUUAAUCCUCACCAUGGCGACGGUUGUGAUGGAGCAGAUUGGGCGGCUGUUCAUCAACGCACAGCAGCUUCGCCAGAUCCCUCGUUUCCUGGAGUCAGCCUUCCCAAAACUGCCCUGUACUGUGAUGGUGAGCGACGUGCCAUGGGUUUUCCGUGAGUCACACAUAAUCACGGGCUACAGGCCGCCUGACCAGAACUGGCGCUACUACUUCCUUACUUUGUUCCAGAGGCAUAACGAAUCUGUAAAUGUGUGGACACACCUUCUGGCCUCCCUCAUUAUUUUAGUCAAGUUUCAGGAGCUGUCUGAAACCGUAGACUUCCUGCGAGAUCCGCACGCCCAACCGAUGUUCAUCUUACUCCUGGCCGCAUUCACCUACUUGGGGUGCAGUGCAUUGGCACAUCUUCUCUCGGCCAAGUCUGAGAUCUCCCACUACACCUUUUAUUUUUUGGACUACGUAGGUGUAGCUGUAUACCAAUAUGGUAGUGCCCUCGCCCACUUCUAUUAUGUGGUGGAAGAAGAAUGGCACGCUCAAGUGCGAACUUUUUUCUUGCCAGCCUCAGCCUUCUUGGCCUGGCUGUCCUGUACGGGCUGCUGCUAUGGCAAGUACGCCAGCCCAAAAUUGCCAAAGUUUGUUCACAAGCUAUUUCAAGUUGUGCCCUCGGGCCUGGCCUACUGUUUAGACAUCAGUCCGGUGUUGCAUCGCAUCUAUAGAUGCUACAGCUCUGAACAUUGGUGUGCCGACCAGGCAGUGGUCUACCACUGCUACCAAGUCCUCUUCUUUUUAAUCAGCGCCUACUUCUUCUCGUACCCCCAUCCCGAGCGCUGGUUCCCAGGACGUUGCGACUUCAUCGGGCAGGGCCAUCAGAUCUUCCAUGUGUUCCUUGUGCUCUGCACUCUAGUGCAGAUCGAAGCUGUUCGACUGGAUUACACAGAGAGAAGACGUCUCUACGAACAUCUCCAUGGUGAUUUGGCUCAUGAUGCAGUGGCUCUUUUUAUCUUCACAGCGUGUUGCAGCGCACUCACCGCGUUCUACGUGCGCAAACGGGUGAAGACGUAUCUAGAAGAGAAGCAGGAGUAGAUGUCGUGGUAGGGACCUUGCUUGCACAUGCAGGAAGGAUCGUGCUGGUCUACAAGAACUGAAACAACUAACAUUUUUUCGUGUAUCUUAUAUUUGUUGUUAAUGGUUUGGUUAUGUGGCCUGCCAACACGUUUUUUAACCAACUGCUUUCUGUUGACCAAACUGGUGACAUGCUUUAAAACCUCAUUACAGUUUGAGAAUGGUUCGAAAACAAUGGAUUGCCUGCUGAAAGGUGCUCAGAUCUGUUAGCUGAUCUGUUUGAUGAGUGCCAUGACAACCUUUUAAACCUGGUAUACAAGAUAGUUAGGUCGACCAUUACUGGAUUCAAACUCAUUUUAAUGCAAUGUGCUGCUUUUAAGUAUAUGUUACUCACAUGUCUUUUUCACUUACAUUGCAUUCAAAUCACACAUAUUUUUAUUGCGUUCCAUGGGAAUUGAAUUUACAGUAAGACUAAUGCACAGAGAACAUUAUCGUGCUAGUAAUUAAAUCCCAUGCCAUCAGACCAGAGCAGCAUAGCUCAGAUCACAUGAUUUGGAUGUCAGUUAAAUAUUGGAAGCUUUGUUUUAAACAACAGCCUACUGAAGAUGAUUGGUUAAUCUUUUUUUUCUUAAAUAUUCAAAUCUAAUGUCCCCUACUCUAUUGACUUUUAAAUCAAUCUUUGGUUUUGGCUUCACAUACUUUAACAGACCAAAUGAAAAUCAAUAUCUAAAAGAUUUCAGACUUGCCUUAGCAUGUCCAACCCGUCCAGUGCCACGUUGAGGUUCGUGUAUGAUUAUCUGCGAAUGCAAUCGAUUGGUUUUGCACUGCCAGUGCACACUUUCCUGCCUUUUGAUGUCUAGUCUGUGAGAUGGAUAGUAUGAUGUAAUUUCACAGAAUUGCAAAGGCCAAUCCCAAAUUGCACCUCAAAGCGGUCUCUGCAGAAGUGUGCAUUGACAGAGCACUUAAGGCAAAGGGAGCCCUCAUGACCACUCUUCUGAAAGAGGAAAUGAUGGAUAGCUACUGUAUAUGACGGGUGUCCAGUCUUGCUUUUUGAAAGCCAACAUCCUGCACACUUGCCUAGAGGUUUUUAGUAAAGACCUUGAUUAGCCAUGAGCUAAAGUCUGCAAGACAGAGAUUCUGUAGCAUGUUUGGACACCCCUGCUUUUUGGUAUUUUAUGGACACCUGCUCAUAGUGGCUUCUGUGUGUCUGUAGACAUUUAAGUUUGCAUGAAGUGUGCCAUUUGGGAUUGGGCUCCUGUCAUUUAGUUCCAGUGAAGAGGAUUGUAGCAGGAUGUGAUGUCACUGGUUUGCAGUAUAGUCUAAUUAAAGGAUCUGAGAUGCAACUCUGGCUAUUUAUUAAUUUGAUACAACAUUUAAUGAUUCUGAAUUGUUAGAAAUUUGCUCAAUGUUGCUUUUCGGGGAAAUUUUGCAUAUUGUUGACAUUUUUAAGGGACUGUUCACCCAAAAAUGAAAGUUAAUUAUUUACUCAUCUUACCUCUGUGAUAUUUUGCAGAAUUCUUCAACAAGUUUUCCAUACAGUGAAAGUCAGUGGGUUCCAACAUAUUAUUGCAUUCCAGUGACUUUAAUUGUGUGGAUUAUUCUUUUUCUUCUUCUGUAAACAAAGACAGAAGGGUCAAUUUUGGGUGAACUAUUCCAGCCAAAGAGGCUUUUGAGAAGAAUUGACUUGCUUCUUCAUAGUUAUGAUGUCCUUUUGUCACGAUGAUGCUCCUUUUGUAUACAAGGGCUAUGACUAUGGCCUUUACCUUUACUCAUACCCUGAUACGAAUGCCUUUGUGUGUUCUGUGCAUAUGUGAAUUUUUUCUAUUAGAAGUUCAGCACUUUAUUUACAACAACAGUCUGAGCAACAAAACUAAUCUGUGUUAAAUGUAUACUCUUACGUGCCUGACUACAUGCAUGCGUCCCUGUGUGAGUAUGCGAACAGGUGCUUGUGGUGAGUGUGUGUGUGCAUUUUUGAAUGUUUAUGUAUACCUAUGUGAGAUGGCUACUGAUGAGAAAGGAUAUGAAGGCUUCGUCUUAAUAGUCUGAACCUGUCUGGCCUUUUAAUGACCAUGAAAUGCAUUCAGCUCUUGUAUCAUGAAUUGUGUAGCUCCUCAGUCUUUGCCCAUAAACCGACACCGAUCCAUCAGAUAGAAAGAGGAAGGAUGAUUUAUUUUCCCAUUGAAGUGAUCCAUAUUCCCUUGAGAUGAAUAUUGUUUCACUAGACUGUUGCUGCAUUAACCAGGAAAGGGUCUGUGCGAUGUAGCGUAAAGGCUGGUUUAUGAUUCGGUUCCAGAAAAAGAAAUUGUUGCUGUGGCAUGAGCCGUUUGAGAAGUAGCAAAUAAGCGAUGUCAUAAUAAACGGUGACCAGCAUUUGUUUUUUUUGCAACCAAGAACACAUGGGGAAGAACAGGGGGUCAUUCACACAGUGGAUGUUUUUGCAAAAAUUUCAAACUUAAAGUGAGUUGAUUAUGGAGUCAUUUAUUAAUUGGUUUGAUGAAGCGUCAAAGUCAAUGGUAAAAGACAUUGAUCAAGGCCAUGAUUACAUUGAAAGCAAUGCAAAAGCAGUGUGGUUGAAUGAUAAAAUGCAAGUCGCAGGAUAGCUAGAGACAAGUUCUUAAAUUUUGAGAUCGAGAGUCGCAAAAGAAACGGAGAUAUAGAACAAGAUUACUGAAGACGACUUCACAAAUGUGUGUUUGAAAGUGACUGGAUAUUAGCUUAUCACAACUAUGUUAACAGAAUAUUUGUUGUAACAAUUAUUAUUGUUUUAACCCAUUUGAUGCGCACAAUCACACGGGUGUGAUCAGAAUGCUCAGUACGUCAGCUAAACUCAAAUCUGCUUUCUUGUGAUUGCUCGCACUGCGCCAGAAAAAAAGUAAUAUAACACAAUUUAGCAGUGUUUUCAAACAAAUAAUGUUUAUUUUAGGUUUUUAGACAUUUACAUACACACAAGUACUUGCAAAACAUAACAUUUAUGGUUUGUUAUACACACACUGAUCUCCGUAGACAUUAGUGUAUAUAUUACAAACCAUAACACUUAUGGUAAUGUACAAACUGAUGUCUAUGAAGAUGACAAUAACAAUUAUUUUUAAACAUUAUCAGACAAUGUGCUUUAUUCAGAUGAGAUACGCAUUGUUUAGAUAGGUAGAAUGUUUAUUCUGUUCUUCUCCCAGUUAAACAGUCACAAACUUCUAUGUAUUUGGUAAAAUGUUGAUAAAUUAUCAUGUUGUAAAUCCUGCAGCUCUAAUCUCUCAAGUGAAGUGCAGAAAAGGGAAAUAAAAACUAUCUAUACAUAAAACAUCGGGCUGCAGUGUGUUGUGAUAAACUUUACACAUCACCAUGGAAACUUUAAAGUGACAUGUUUUUAAAAACAGUCACAUUAAAAUGGGAAUGCUGAGGGGUCAGCUGGAUUUUGUAAAACUAAUGUGCGAAAGGGUUUAUCUCAUAAACUGAUCGGAGAUGUGUUGUACUAGUAAUCUCACGGAAUGUGGUAUAUCUUGACACAUUUUUGACAGAUCUAGAUUAAAAAGAGCAACAAAAAAGAGUUAGCAAAAAAAAACAUUAAACUGAAAUGCUUCAUCUUUAAAAUAAGCAAAUAAUAUACUACUGCAACCAGUGCCAGCAACUUAAUUAUCUAUAUAAACUAAAUCACUAAGCCCCAAACAUACUUAGAAGAAAAAAUUCACCCAAAACAAAAAAAUUCUGCCAUCAUUUAUCAUUUAACUUGUUACAAACCUGUUUUAGUUUUGUUCUUCAGUUGAACACAAAAGAAGCCGUCAGCCAUACACCUGAGAAAAAAAAUUCUGGGGUUGAAUGGGUUGAAUUUAAACAAACAAAUUGAAUGUAGCAAUGUUCAUCUUUGUUUGUUUAAAUUCAGUCCAAAUAAACUGUUUACAACCGAUUACCUUAACAUUUUUUUAGUAAAUGCUAGGAAUCAUCUUUGAAUAUUUUUUUUUUCAGUGUAGACUUCCAUAUUGUUUUCUCCUACAAAACAAUAACCAAACACAAUGCAUCUGUUACCAGCAAUUUAGUUUAAAUAAUCAACAAUAAGCAUUCUCCAGUCACUUAAAUAUGACUUUGACCAAAAAUAAAAGCUUCCAGCCCUUUAUUAUGGUCAAUCAUUGCAACUUCAGGAGCUAGUCGCGUUCACAAACAAAACUAAAAUGUGGAGGAUUCACUUCCAUAUUGAAAUACAGCUGUCACUCCUGAAUUCUAACAUUGUGUAAAAGUGAAACCAGGAGACAAUAGCCCCUUUCACACAUACAGACCUUUCUGGAAAAUUACAGGCAAUUGUUCUGGAAUGGGAUCAUGUGUGAUGUGGAAUCAUCAUGUGGAAUCAUCCCCCUUUUUGAAAAUACCGGUUAAUUUGGUGUAACAUUAGCAGUAAUUUGCCAGAAUGCUGCGCUGUGUGAACGGAGAAGGAAAAUUGCCAGAAAGAGCGCGUUCAGGUCUAGAAUUAGCUGACUUAAGACUUCUUCUCCAGCCAGUCAGAACACUCAGACGCAUUCACAUUUGCGCUGUUUACAAAAAAAAGCCUUUGAAUAUUUUCCAGGCACAUUUAGCUGCUAGAUGUAAGUCAGAUAAAGUUUCUAAGUUCCUUCCUAAUGCAACUAAAAAUUAUCGAUAAACUUUUUAUGAUUAACUGCUGUUUGUUCUACCCUCAAGCUCUGCUUCUGUUGCUGCAGUUCACGUGAAGCAGUCGGUGAGCGCCAGCACACAUACAUAUUAUGUACCAUCAACCGUCAACAAAAGCCAGACUCCUUCUGUGUUUACAAAUACAAGCGCAGCCAUUUAGAGGUCUUUUUUGGUCAAUGUUUGCAAGAUUAACCAGUAUUUUGGAAUGGAUUCGUGAACAGUCUUUUCUAGAAAAAUUCGGGAACGUUCUUGCCUAUGUAAACAGCGCUUUUUUGAAUGUACCGGUAAAGUCGUUCCGGUAAUUUUACGGGAUCACUUUGUGAAAAGGGAUAAUGUCUAGUGGAGGUUUGUAUCGAAUAAUAACAGAAUAGUAUGGCAGUGGAAUGCAAAAACAUACCCUGUGUGAACAGCCCCCUUUAAGCCAGUUUCAGCAGCACCAGCAGACAACAGUCACAGACUGAUGAUGUCAUCGUACACUGAAACUGGCAAAGCGACUGACGUGCUGUCAGUUGGAUCAUAAUGAUGAUUAACAAGGCAAAUGUCUCAGAAAAUGAUCGCACGGUGGGUGCUUUAUUAAAUGAAAGACCAUAAUGAUGUAAUUAAGAUAUUGUUGUAUAUUAUUAAUGAUUUAGUAUUAACCGAAAAUGUUGUUUUUACUGCUGUACCAGCCUGUGUAUAAGAAAUAAGCGGACCACGGAGCACAUAGUAGAGUGAGUGGGGGGAGCUGAAGUCAAUGAGAAAGACAACUAGAUGAUGUCUUAUCCUGUCACAACCAGGGUUUGAUCUAAAAUCUCACAAAUGUCGCAAAGUAGAUUUUUAAGGAACUCUGUAUGAUUUUUGCUAAAAUGUGAAGGGUCUUUCUUAAACUAUGUACUAAUCUACUCACCUCAAAAGCACUUACAAAAUCUAAAACGAUGUUUCUUUUUUAAACACGAGUUUGUUUUAGCUGUCGUGUUUCUUUUGUAUUGCACUUAAAGAGGAAGGACUGCACAGAAAGCUCUUGAUUUGGUUCAGCACUUGAACUCAGAUUUUGACUGUAUUUGCACGGAGCUGAACUAACACUCAUGUUGUGCUGCAGUGCAGAACGUGAAAAUAAAACCUGGUGUUAACCUCAACUUUACCAUUGUGUGUGGAAAUGACUGUGUUGAUGUACUAUGGUAUUUAAAUGAAUAAAACAACUGUAAGUCUCACCUUCC
Molecule: messenger RNA, 7112 nt
Organism: Danio rerio (zebrafish)
Lineage: Eukaryota; Metazoa; Chordata; Actinopteri; Cypriniformes; Danionidae
Source: RefSeq, a predicted model, not a curated record